AUGGUGCUGACACCCACGCCGGGGUCUGAGACAACGGCCCUGGACAGAAUCGAGCGCAAACUCCGGGACCUGACUGCCACUAUGGUCACAAGGACCGACCUCCAGACCCUCACAGCCACCAUCCAGGACACGCUGCGGUCGGAGGUGGCGGGACAUAUCACUGCGGCGGAAGAGGCGGCUGCGGCCCUCACUACCCGCAUGGCAUCCACCGAUACUGCUGUGGCACGCCAGGGGGACAUGCUGCUCUCCAUACGCCGUCACCUGGAAGAUGUGGAUAACAGAGGCAGGAGAUGCAACAUCCGCGUACGCUGA
Pelobates cultripes (western spadefoot toad) is the source of this 312-nucleotide messenger RNA. NCBI's taxonomy places the organism in Eukaryota, Metazoa, Chordata, Amphibia, Anura, Pelobatidae. The record is from the annotation of a GenBank genome assembly.